AUGUUUGACGAACAAGAAAACAUUAAACUUGAAAGAUCAAACAAUUGGUAUAGUGGUUGUUAUCUUGAGUCAAAGGAGGUCGUGGUUGAAAGAUUUAAAUAUUUUAUGCGUAGGAAACAUGAGAAAUUUAAUGAUCUGGAAAAGCGAUAUGAUAAUUUACUUAAAGGUUUGAGAAUGCAUUACGUAACGAUAUCAGACGCUGAACAGAAAUCUAAGUUUGCAGAUGCAUUACCUUUAGAGUGGGAUGAAUUUGUGUGUAAGGUGAAAAAGGAUUCUAGGUUCUCAAAAUUUAGUCCAGGUGAUUUCAUCAGAGAGCUUAGAACACAAAAUUGUGAAAUUGAGAAGAAAAAGAAAGAGUUGAUAGUGGAAUUAGAAAGAAAUUCAGAAAAUAUAAGUUUGGAUGUGAUUUUUGAAAUAAUCAAAAGAAUUAUAAAUGGUCUUAAUGAAAGAAGUAGGAUGAAAUAUGAUUACAAGAGAGGUUAUUUUUUAAAUAAAGAUUUGAAUCCUGCAGAUAUGGUUAAAAUUUUUCUUGCAAGAACGUCAAAGAUUGAAGAAUCCAAGAAAGAUGAAACUUCAAAAUGUGAAGUUGUAUGCUCAAAAUGCGAAAAAUCUGCAGCAGACAAUGUUAAAUUCUUGAAGGAUGUGGAGAGUUUAACAUUGGAAAUCAAAAGCUUGAAGGAUGAAAAAGAAUCUGAUAAUAAACAGAUUCUUGAAAUGCGAGAAAUGUGUGAGAAAUUGAAGUCUGAAAAUGUCAAACUGUUGAGUGAAUUUCAAAGUCAAAUAAAGAUUCUUGACGAUGGGAGAUCUGUUUUUAGCAAGAACAAUAUUGAAAAGCAAAAGGGACGAGGAAAAGAAAAGGACAAGGGUCAUAAUAUACCUUGUGCACUUGAUACUGAAUCGACAGCUGGUACUGUUGUAGAAAAGAUGGCAACAUUCUUGAGAGAGAGCAGAAUUGCUAAAAUAAUGUCUGAUAAAACUGUGGUUUAUGAAUCACAUGUUAGAGCAUUCUGGGAUACAGCAAGGUUUGAUGAAACAGAUAAAAAGAUUCAUGCUGUAUUAAGAAAGAAGGACAAAAAUGGAAAAGAUAUAGAUGUUGAAAUUGAAUUCAGUGUUGCAGAUGUUAGAAGGGUUCUUGAUCUACAAGAUUCUGAUGAUGAUCCGACAAUCAUGUCAGAACGUCUUGUAAAAGGUUUGUGGUGCAGAAUGGGUUUCACGGGGUACAUAAAUGGAAAGAUGUACAAAAGAAGCUUCUCCAAAGCAUAUAGGUACUUGAUGCAUUGUAUGGUGCAUUCAUUGGGUCAUAGAAAGGGUGCUUAUGAUGAGGUUGCUGAUUAUAUCAUGAACAUCAUAGCAAGCUUGGUGUUGAACAAAAAGUACAACAUUUCUCAAGUAAUUUUUGAGUAUAUGAAGGAAAAUUGCCAAGCUAGAGGAGACAACUACAUCAUGUAUCCUAGAUUCAUCAUGAUGAUUUUAAAUGACAAAAUCAAAGAUCUUCCAAAAGACAGUGAUGAUGUGAUGGAGAUGAGCAUUGUAAAUAAAGUCACAAUUGGAAGAAUUACAAAAGAUAAGGAUGUGAAAACAAAGCAGAUGAUUUGCAAAAUAAAAGAUAAAGAAUAUGUUGCUCCUGAAAACGAUAAGUGGAGGCAUGACAACAGUGAUUCAGACAAUGAAGACUCAAAGAUGAAUGACUUGGUUGAGAAAAAGACUAGGUGGUGGUUUGUUAGAGAUGGAAAAAGGAAAAGGACACCUAAGUCAUCCCCUGCAGUUGUUAUUCCAAAAGAUGGAGAAAAGGGGUCUUCUGGAGAGCCGCAGCAGAAGCUAGUGGAUGAGACAGUUGUAGAGCCAUCUGUGGUGAUUGAACAUGGUGCUGAGUUGUUAAAGCAAACUUUGGAAAGUUAUUUGAAAAAGAACGAAGAGAUUGCAGCACAACAAGCUCAAGGAACAAGUGUUCAUGCUGAAAAGAUUACAAGGGUAGAACUAGAAACAAAAGAUCAAAGUGGUUCAAGUGAUGGAGAUUCUGAAGCUACUCAAUCUGAGUCUGAACUAAUUCCUGAAACCCUUGGUAGAGGAAAAGCUAAAUUGAAGAAAAGACCUUCAAAGAAACAAAAGGGAUCUGAUGAAGAAGAUUCUCCGUAUGAUCCUGAAAAGUCAAAGAAGCAAAGAAAGAAACGAAAGGCAGCUCCAGUUGGUGUAAUUCCCAGAAAUGUCAGAUCAAAGAAAUCAGGAGCUGAGUCACAAAAGGAUAAAGAAGGAAAAGAAAAAAAGAAGACAGGUGAUGAUGAUUACGUCGAGAUCACAGGCUUCAAAGCUGCCAGUCCUAAACAUGUUCAACAAAAUAUUCCUUGUUCGCCGCAUCAGAAAGAAGAAGAUUUCAACUUUGAUUUUGAUAAUAUUGGUCCUGCUACGGGUAUUUUCUCAGAAGAUCUUCCAAGAGAAAGCGAUAUGUUCAAUGAUAAAGCUGUCAAAGAGCUAAUUCAAAGAGUUAACAAGUUGGAGAAAGAAAAAGGAAAAGCUGAGGAGGAACGUGAUAUGCUGAGAAGUCAAAUUGAUGAUUUGAUGGAAGCUCACAAUAAAAUAGUUGCAGCAUUGGUUGAAAAGGAGAAAAGAAUGAACCAGAUGAAGGAUGAUGUCGAGGGUAAUUUUAAAGUGUUUGAUUCGUUAACACAUGAGAUAUCUUCUUUGAAUGCCAAGAUAAAGGAUCUGGAGAAUGUGAACCAAACAUUAAAUCAGCUUCUCAAUGAGAUGAGCGAAGCUUCUUCUAAUGAAAUGAAGGCAAUGAAGUUAGAGAUGGAGGCUAUGAAAGCUGAUAAAGUAAUGAAAGAUAAACACCUUCAGAUGCUGGUUGCUGUAGUUGAAAGCCACUUAAAGUUGAACAUUCAUGCUGCUUUUGACGAAAUUGAUGUGAUAAGAGCAUAUGAAAGGAGAUUGGAAGGUAAACGUCAAAUGGCUGAAGAAGCAAACCUAAAGAACAAAGGAAUAGUUGAAGAGGUUGAGGUAGUUGAUGCAUCUUCGAGUCAACCAGAUGUUGGAGGUUCUUCUUCGCAACCAGAUGUUGAAAUAAUUGAAGUGGUUGAGGAACAAGAACAAGAAGUUGUUGAAGAUGAUCAAGAGAUGGUUGAAGCUGAAGCUGAAGAACCUAAUGAACCAGAAUAUUUGAUUAUUGGUGAGCCUAUUGAGCCUAUUAUUGUUGAAAAUGUUCUUCGAAGAGUUGAAAUUAUUCAAAGAAGAAGAAGAGCAAGGGAAGUACUGUUGCUGGAAUAUACAACUGACAAAUUUGUGUUAGUUGGCAAUGCUUACCCUGUGCCAUACAAUUCAAAAGAAGUGGCAAAGUUGUUAAAGUUCCUUGAUCGAAAAAGGAAGGGAAGGAUAGCUCGUGGUGAGAUUGUGGAUGAAGAAUCCGAUAUAGAAAUGUUUGGAGAUGAAGAAGAGGAGGAUGAAGAUAAGGAAGAUGAAGAAAAUGAAGAUAAAUCAGAUGAUAAAGAUGAUGACAAAUCUGAUAAAGAUGACAAAGACGAUGACGACAAUGAUCAAGGUGCUUCGGGUUUAUUAAUCAGAGAUCCAAAUGUUCAAGAAAGAGUGGAUGAGUUGAUGAAUAAUGAAAUAAAUGAGCAGGAGGAUGAAGUUGAAUAUGAAGCAUCAUCAUCUGGAAAACAACCUGUUGAUCAGGUACUUCUUUCUAACCCUACUGUCAUUUAUUUAUCUGGUAAACAACAAGGAGAGGUAGAGGUUAGAAGAACACGGGCUGAAAUGCUAGAGGAAUUGGGCUUGGAAGAUGGAAAGUUUAAAUUCGACAUUGAAGAUGAAAUUCCUCAUUCACCUGCAAAAGAUUUUGAGCCUAGAUACCCUCAUGAAGCUGAUCAUUAUGAUGAAGUGAUUGUUGAAAGCGCGUCUGAUUCAGAGGAAGAUAGGGUAGAUUUUCAUUAUGAAGGGGAAGAUGUUGCAUUCCCUACGUUUACUGAAAUGUUUCAACAUGUUAUCAGAAUCAUAUUGAAAUCAAAAGCAAAGCAUACCCUGGAUCGAUCUUUUAACCUCUGCUUGACGGUUUGA
Helianthus annuus (common sunflower) is the source of this 4047-nucleotide messenger RNA. RefSeq lists its product as uncharacterized. The coding region runs from base 1 to 4047 and encodes 1348 amino acids. The transcript is spliced from 5 exons. Lineage: Eukaryota; Viridiplantae; Streptophyta; Magnoliopsida; Asterales; Asteraceae. The record is from RefSeq and is a predicted model, not a curated record.